Molecule: messenger RNA, 2963 nt
Organism: Loxodonta africana (African savanna elephant)
Lineage: Eukaryota; Metazoa; Chordata; Mammalia; Proboscidea; Elephantidae
Gene: TCAIM
Product: T cell activation inhibitor, mitochondrial
Exons: 11
Coding region: 203-1693 (496 amino acids)
Cellular component (GO): mitochondrion
Source: RefSeq, a predicted model, not a curated record
GCACGCUUCAGCCAAUGAGAGCGCGAAUCCGCGGCCCCAUCCACGUGCCCCGACCCACGUAGAGCGACUGCCGCCGCCCCGGGGGUCGCCGGACGGAUAAGUGGAGCGUUGAGUGACCUGCUGAGAUUUCAGGGGUUGGGCUUCAGAGAGCACUGACGUGAUUAAUGGAUGCCUGGAAGUUGGUGUACAUAUAUAUUCAGAAAUGUUUUGCCACCUGAGACCUGUGAGGAGGUUAUGUCUAGAGAAGAUAUCUCCACACUGGUUUCUCUACUCAAGGUCUUUGUCAGGAGCUGAAGCAGUCAAUGCCUUGAGGCCUUUCUAUUUUGCAGUGCACCCAGAUUUCUUUGGACAGCACCCCAGAGAAAGGGAAGUCAAUGAAAAUUCACUGAAGAGAUUGAGUGUCUACUUAGAAAACCUCCAGAAACCAGGCUUCAAGUCUCUGAAACCAACUCAGCUUACAUUUUAUGUCAGAGAAACAGACCAGAAUUCUUCUGAUGGCCAAGAACCCUUUAGUACUUCUGGAUUUCGAGCAGUCAACUUCACUCUGCAAACCAGAGAUCUACUCAGCACAGUGUUAGAUAUUCUCAACUCCUGCAGUUUAUCGACCGAACACAUCCAGAGCUCGAAUACUCACGUGCAUUCCCAGCCUCUCAAGGAAGCUAAGAGGACGCCUGACAGGCCCAUCAAAUGGGACAAGUCUUACUACUCCUUUACUGGAUUCAAGGACCCUGAUGAAGACCUCGAGCAAGUUUCCAGAAUGGAAACAACCCUAAUAUCCUGGUUAGAUAACAAUGAAAAAAGUGCUGUUAAAAAGCUGAAGAAUAGUUUGCCACUUAGAAGAGAACUAGAUCGUCUAAAAGACGAACUGUCUCAUCAGCUGCAGCUCUCAGAUAUCAGGUGGCAGAGGAGCUGGGGGAUCGCCCAUCGCUGUAGCCAGCUGCAUAGUUUAGGCCGAUUAGCACAGCAGAACUUGGAAACACUUAAAACUGCAAAAGGAUGUACACUAAUAUUUACAGACCGUUCAGGAAUGAGUGCCUUGGGCCAUGUGAUGCUGGGAACAAUGGAUGUCCACCACCACUGGACAAAACUUUUUGAAAGAUUGCCAACUUAUUUUGACCUUCAGAGGAGGCUGCUGCUUUUAGAAGACCAAAUAAGCUAUCUUCUAGGCGGCAUACAAGUUGUUUAUAUUGAAGAAUUACAGCCAGUAUUGACACUUGAAGAAUAUUACUCUCUUCUUGACGUGUUCUAUAACAGACUAUUGAAAAAUAGGAUACCUUUCCACCCCCGAAGCCUGCGUGGUUUACAAAUGAUCCUUAACAGGGAUAGAUAUGCUCCAAGCUUGCAUGAACUUGGGCAUUUUAACAUCCCAAUCCUCUGUGACCCAGCAAGCCUCCAGUGGUUUAUUCUCACCAAAGCCCAGCAGGCAAGAGAGAACAUGAAAAGAAAGGAAGAGCUACAGGUUAUUGAAAAUGAAUUGAUACAGGCUUCAACAAGGAAAUUUUCUCUGGAGAAGUUAUAUAAGGAGCCCAGCGUUUCCAGUCGACAGAUGGUGGAUUGUUGUAAGAGACUGCUGGAACAGUCAUUGCCUUACCUCCACGGGAUGCACCUCUGUGUUUCACAUUUUUACUCUGUUCUGCAAGAUGGCGACCUUUGUAUUCCUUGGAACUGGAAGAAUGGAGAAGCUACAAAGUAACACAGAAAUAAGUAUUAUUUUUUAAAGAGAUAAGCAACAGGUUUUUAAGUUAAAACUUAUUUAAAUCCACCAUUUGAUAUGACAGUAUUAUUAUACAUAUUAUAAGAACAGCAUUUCUAAUUUGCUGUUUUAAAAGUUGACAUUUUUAAAGAAAUUAAUUUCUACUAGGAAACUUGUUUUUAAAAGGGUUUUGUCUCCUGAUCUUAUAUUUCUUAUCUGACUGGCAAGCCUAGGUAAAAAGAUGUUAGAAAGAACAUAUUUUUAAUGAUAUGUAAAUGAAGAGUUCUACAAGGGUAAAAGAUAUACAGUAUAUUUUUAUAUGAGCGAGUGUUGGUUUGGGGCUGGCCAAGUGUCUGUGAGUAUUAACAGGUCUUACAGUCAGUGUAGCUCUGAAGUAAUGGAACUCCUUUCCACGUGUAACAGACAAGUACACAUGCAGCUUUUUAGCUACAACUCAUAUACACACACCCGAGUGCUUUGCAGCCAGUAAUAGUCAGUUGAUGUCCAAAACAGAGGCCUGAUAGCUAGCGACUUCUGCCUAAGAAACAGAACAGAAGGGAAAAAAAGAAAAUGAAUAAAUAGUAUUGAUGUUGUCACAAGCAGUCUGAUACCAGUUUAUUAAGACAGCUUCACUGACACAGAAUUAAGGGUUAAACUCAUAAUUUCUCGUACCCAUGAAAAUUUUAUAAGACAGUGAAUAUUUUUGAGUCAUUUAAUGAAGUGACUCCUUUGUUUUCAUGGGCAAACACUACCCAGGAAAAUCCUUGCCUGUUCCCAGGGUUCCAGACGGAGGGUCAAGUUAAAAUGGUGACAGGAUUUCUGUCAUUCCUCUGAAGCCCUAUCUUCCCGUGCCUACCAGUGUUCUCCUCAGUGCAUUAGAGAGUAAAGAAUACAGUAAAAUUGUUUUUGAAGUAUGUUUUAAAUUUAUCGAAAAUAUUAGUUAUUUAAAUAGUUCAAAUUCAAAUAUGUGUUCAAAAGACAAGUUGAUUUGCAAUUAUAGUUUGUACAUAUUAUCCCAUUUAACAUGUGCCUAACAACACCUAAAUUAUUUUUCUAGUGUAACAAAUGUUUGUGUGACCUAUAAAGAUUUUCCAGAGCCAAAUAAUGGGAGUGAAAAUUUUCUUUAAGGUUAUCUAAGAAAUUUUAUUGUAAACUUAAGUUUGGAUUGUGUCAUUUCUUAAAUCAACUAUUAUGGAAUCUUCAGUAAUUUGUAUUGAAUUGGAUUUUGUCUCAGAACUAAUUGUUAUGUAAUAAAUAAUACCUACAUCAA